Molecule: messenger RNA, 1825 nt
Organism: Paraphaeosphaeria sporulosa
Lineage: Eukaryota; Fungi; Ascomycota; Dothideomycetes; Pleosporales; Didymosphaeriaceae
Product: phosphoribosylamine--glycine ligase
Exons: 2
Coding region: 50-1342 (430 amino acids)
Biological process (GO): purine nucleobase biosynthetic process
Molecular function (GO): metal ion binding; ATP binding; phosphoribosylamine-glycine ligase activity
Source: RefSeq, a predicted model, not a curated record
UGACCAGACACACAACACACAAGUACACGUCCAGUCUCCCAAAUACACCAUGACCGACAAACUCCGUGUCCUUCUCGUCGGCAACGGCGGCCGCGAACACGCCAUCGCCUGGAAACUCGCCCAAUCGCCUCGUGUUGAGCACAUCUACGUUGUACCCGGUAACGGCGGCACCGCAUCCUCCGCAAACACCACAAACGUCCCGUCAAUCAAGCAGGAAGACUUCCCCGCACUCGUACAAUUCGCGAAGGAGAAGAACAUCAACCUACUCGUCCCCGGUCCCGAGGCUCCCCUCGUCGCGGGAAUUGUCGACUACUUCGAGAAGCAUGGCGACAAGAGCGUGCGGUUCUUCGGGCCGAGCGAGGCAGCUGCGAGGAUGGAGGGCAGCAAGACGUUCAGCAAGGACUUCAUGAAGAGGAACAACAUCCCCACCGCGGCGUAUGAGAACUUCAGCGACUACGAGAAGGCGAAGGCGUACUUGGACUCGAUAGAUCACAAUGUCGUGAUCAAGGCAUCAGGGCUUGCAGCAGGCAAGGGUGUUUUAAUCCCACAGACUAAGGAAGAAGCACACGCUGGGCUCAAGGAUAUCAUGCUGGACAGGGAAUUCGGCGCCGCGGGCGACGAGGUUGUUAUUGAGGAGUUCCUCGAGGGCGAUGAGCUGUCUAUCCUAACUUUCUCAGACGGCGCAACGAUCAAGUCGCUGCCCCCUGCACAAGACCACAAGAGAAUUGGGGACGGAGACACUGGGCCAAACACAGGUGGCAUGGGCACAUACGCACCCACGCGCAUCGCACCGCCUGAGGUCAUCGAGGCGGUUCAUAAAGACAUCCUCCAGCCAACCGUUGACGGCAUGAAGAAAGAGGGCUAUACAUUCAAGGGAGUUCUCUUCACUGGCCUGAUGAUGACAAAGCAAGGUCCGAAGGUGCUGGAAUACAACGUCCGGUUUGGUGACCCCGAGACUCAGAGUUUGCUCGCGCUCAUGGAGAGUGACCUCGCGGAAGUCAUGGUUGCGUGCGCCGAGGGAAGACUAUCGGAGGUCGAUGUCAAAGUGGGGAAUAAGUCCGCGGCUACGGUCGUAGUAGCGGCGGGAGGGUACCCUGGUUCAUAUGCAAAGGGCACGGUUAUGACGCUGGAUCAGGUACCGGAAGAUGUGGUCCUCUUCCAUGCUGGAACCUCACUCAUAGACAACACGCUCAAGACUGCAGGCGGUCGUGUCAUUGCAUCAACAGCGACAGCAGCCACGCUGGAAGAAGCUGUUGCGAAGGCGUACAAGGGUGUUGACUGCAUACACUUCGAUGGCAUGCAGUACCGGAAGGACAUCGCUGGUCGGGCACUGAAAAAGUAGAGGAAUUGUAUAUACCAGGUUGGGUUGCGUAGAGAAAACUGUGGCGUCGCGGGACAUUUAAAGUACGAUCGAUUACCUUUCGAAAAUCGUUUUGACGUAUAUGAGGCUGGAGCGUUCGCCGUGACCGACAGCGAUUUCUUGUAGUAUGCGUUCUACUACACCAUCUUGUGUUUCGGACUAACAUGUUCGUUGCAUGGACAAGGAACAAUGGCGACUCGACGUCACUGACCAAUCAAUGUUCAGCUCGUUACGGGGAGAGCCACUGGGUGAGUGAACGCUAGUGCCACACCAUUCUUUUGAAAUACCUAAUCACAAGCGGCACGAUGCCUUGGGUCAGCUCAGACGUGGAAGCUCGGGUCGCUAGUUUGGGCUUGAGAUGGUGGCUGGAAGCUGACCUUUGGAGCGACGAGAGCCACCGCAAUACUUGGCUCCAACGAUCAGGUCAAGAAGUUCGAAGAGGUGGACAAGGACGAGCUGAUUGAG